This is a messenger RNA of Cryptomeria japonica (Japanese cedar), 2312 nucleotides long. RefSeq names its product beclin-1-like protein. The record is from RefSeq and is a predicted model, not a curated record. The transcript has 11 exons. Gene Ontology annotation, biological process: cellular response to nitrogen starvation; autophagy; late endosome to vacuole transport. NCBI's taxonomy places the organism in Eukaryota, Viridiplantae, Streptophyta, Pinopsida, Cupressales, Cupressaceae. The coding region runs from base 206 to 1897 and encodes 563 amino acids. Gene Ontology annotation, cellular component: phosphatidylinositol 3-kinase complex, class III, type II; phagophore assembly site; phosphatidylinositol 3-kinase complex, class III, type I.
CGGCCUUCUUCGGUCCAUGCGACCUCUGCCCAAUACUGUGGCUAAAAUUCUUCCGUCCUGACGAAGAAAACAAAUAACAAUAAAAAAAUAUUGCAAGAAUGACACUCGUUUUUGAAAGACACUGAAUUUUGUCCUUCCCUUUACGCUUUCGAAUUCGUUCGAAAUUGCUGCUGCUGGAAUUCGAACUGGGGUGGAUAGUGUGAAAAUGAAAGAACUGGAGGGAGACAAAUCCAAAGGAGGCACAGGCACAGGUUCGUACGUGGAUCCAAAUCUUCCCAGAUGGCAGUGCCAGAUGUGCAGACACCCUCUCUCUGUCAUCGGGGCAGAGGCCUAUGCCGAAAAAUUCACCUCCGAAUCUUAUCGCUCAGGGAUGCAUGCAUCAUCAAUCCAUGGCACUGCAAGUGUAUUGGGAGCUAGUAGAAUGGACCAUUCAUUUGUCAUUUUGUCUAAGCAGAAGGCCCCUGGAUUUCCUCCUCGGCCACGACCAAGUGGAAUUCAUAACCAUGGGUCUAUUCCAACAGCUGGCCCACAUCAGUCUAUUAAUCAUGCAUUGGGACAUUCAGAUAAAAGCUUUCCUGGGCAUGCUGCUAAUAUUGGAUCUGACAGCCAUGGUACAAAGGCAAUGGACGAAUCAUUUGUUGUAUUGCCAUCUGCAGCUGCUUCUAUGUAUAGAUAUGAAUCUUCUCCUGAAGGAGGCGGUGUUCAUAGUCCAAGUUCCAUUGGAAGUUCUACCAGCGCACUCCACACAAAUAAUGCUGGUUUUAAUUCCAGCAUAACAGUUUUGAAUCGGGUCUUUGACAUUGUAUCUUCUCAGACACAGGUUGAUCAGCCUUUAUGUUUGGAAUGCAUGAGGGUUAUGUCUGAAAAACUUGAUAAAGAACUUGAAGAUAUUACCACGGAUAUUAAAGCCUAUGAAGCAAGUCUUGGGCGCCUGGAGGAAGGGUCACUUGAUGGACUUAGUGAGAGUGAUUUCUUACGAGAAAAAGCAAAGAUUGAAGAUGAAGAAAAGAAAUUAGAAGCAGCAAUAAAAGAAGUUGAGAAACAGAACAUGGAUGUCUCAAAUCAGCUUCAGGAACUGGAAAUAAAAUCUAAACGAUUUGAGGAACUGGAAGAAAGGUUUUGGCACGGCUUCAAUAAUUUCAGGCUGGAACUCAUUAAUCACCAGGAAGACCGUGAUGCCAUUUUAGCAAAGAUAGAAGUCACUGAAACACAGCUAGAACAAUUAAAACAGACAAAUGUAUUGAAUGAUGCUUUUCACAUUUGGCAUGAUGGUGAUUUUGGGACAAUAAACAACUUCAGAUUAGGUCGGCUUCCUAAGAUACCGGUUGAAUGGGAUGAAAUAAAUGCUGCAUGGGGUCAAGCAUGUCUCCUGCUUCAUACGAUGGCCGUGUAUUGUGGCUGCAAACUUCCAUAUCGGAUUAUUCCAAUGGGAAGUUAUCCACGCAUGGCUGAUAGUAAAAACAAUAUCUAUGAACUGUAUGGUCCAGUAAACUUGUUUUGGAGCACUCGCUAUGAUAAAGCCAUGACAUUCUUUUUAGCAUGUCUGAAGGAGUUUGAGAACUAUGCAAAUGCAAAAGACAGGGCUGCAAACGUUGCACUAGACAAGUGUGUUAAAUUUCCAUACAGGAUUGAAAAUGACAAAGUGGAGAAUUACACCAUCACUCAAAGCUUUAACAAGCACGAAAAUUGGACAAAAGCAUUGAAGUAUAUGUUGUGUGAUCUAAAAUGGGCUCUAUAUUGGUUUAUUAGUAAUUUUGGUUUCCAUUCUCCUGGUGCUGGUUUUACAAAUUCAGGGGCAAGUUCAGUGCAUUCAAAAGUUGCAUCUGAACUUAAAAAACAAAGUCUAGGUUCAUCACGCACUCGGCAUGACACUGUUCUUUCUGGGAAUACAAAAUAGCGUGAAGAAGAAGUACAAAUUCUCUCAGGGGCAGGGUUAAAAAUUCCUCUACAUCGACAACUAUCAGAGGACUAACUUGGAUUGCUUUAUGUGUAUGAACACACUGAAGCGUGAUGUGAGAUCUAUCAUGUUUGGUUGGUACUUCUUUCCAGUGUUGACAUUAUUUCUCCAUCUAAGUUCUGAUUAAUUUGUUAGAGCUAUCUAGGUGCUGAAAUCCUUAAGUGGAUGAGAAGUUGACCAUUAUGUAGGAGACCUAACUUGAGUAAAUUUAAAUGUUUUAACAUACGAAUGAAGGAAAGGCAAACUACACUAAAUGGAUGAGAUUAUACAAAGCAAGCAUAUCGAAUUCUCGUCUUUUAAAAAAAGUUAUGUUACAACACGAUAAUAUUAAGAAAUUAAACAUCGAGUUAUAGCA